This is a messenger RNA of Staurois parvus, 428 nucleotides long. The record is from the annotation of a GenBank genome assembly. Lineage: Eukaryota; Metazoa; Chordata; Amphibia; Anura; Ranidae.
UCACAAGACUACCCUAACUGCUAAUGAGAAAAAGUUAUUUAGCAGUUUAUAAUUACUAAAAUAAUUGCAUUUCCAUGUUGUGCGUACUGUGGGUGACCAGAUAUAGUGAAUGCAGGGUCCGGGGAGACCAGAUAUAGUGAAUGCAGGGUUCGGGAAGAACAGAUAUAGUGAAUGCAGGGUCCGGGGAGACCAGAUAUAGUGAAUGCAGGGUCCGGGGAGACCAGAUAUAGUGAAUGCAGAGUCUGGGGAGACCAGAUAUAGUGAAAUGCAGGGUCCUGGGAAAGCGGAUAUAGUGAAUGCAGGGUCCUGGGAGAGCAGAUAUAGUGAAUGCAGGGCCGGAAGCAGACAACAUAUGGGUACAUUAGCGGGUGGGCAGUCUUCAAGUGGUAAAGGUGGUUCUAAAGCCAAAACGUUUUUUAUUUAAUGCA